Molecule: messenger RNA, 657 nt
Organism: Ilex paraguariensis (yerba mate)
Lineage: Eukaryota; Viridiplantae; Streptophyta; Magnoliopsida; Aquifoliales; Aquifoliaceae
Source: the annotation of a GenBank genome assembly
AUGUCUUGUCCUCACCUCAGUGGCAUCGCGGCAUUGCUGAAAAGUGCACACCCAGAGUGGUCACCUGCUGCUAUUAAGUCUGCAAUCAUGACAACUGCUGAUCAGUUAAACCUCGAUAAAAUGCCUAUCGUUGACGAGAGGUUUCUUCCGGCUGACAUUUUUGCCCUCGGGGCAGGGCAUGUCAACCCAUCUAAAGCAGACGACCCAGGGCUUGUCUAUGACAUCCAACCCGAUGAUUACAUCCCCUAUUUAUGUGGAUUGGGUUACACUGACCAAGAUGUUAGUGUCAUUGUGCAACGGACCAUUAACUGCUCCCAAGUAUCAAGCAUACCUGAAGCAGAACUUAACUAUCCUUCAUUUGCGAUAAUACUUGGGUCAACCCCUCAGACAUAUACAAUGACAUAUACGAGGACAGUGACAAAUGUCGGCCCGGCUAACUCAUCUUACUAUCCUGCCAUUUAUGAAGUACCAGGAGUUGUUCUUAGUGUCGAGCCUUCGAGGCUCGACUUCUCAGAGGUGAAUGAAAAAUUGACGUACCAAGUAACAUUUACCCGAUUAGCCAACAGUGGAGUCAGUGUGCCCUAUGUUCAAGGAGCUCUUGUUUGGAUUUCUGGUAAGUACCACGUUAGAAGCCCCAUCUCCGUUAAGUUGGAGUGA